AUGAAGAAAGAAUUUGAGAUAGCUGGAUACGCCGUGCUGCCCCUGCAGCUCCCUAAGACUUCGUCUGUAAAGGCUGCCACGCACUACAUGUAUCUCCGGGCUCAUGAACCUCGCAACCCGGAUAAAGACACUCCCCGCUCGAUGUUUAUCGCAAACGUCCCCGUCGACACCACCGAGGCUCACCUGCGCCACCUCUUCGGCCCCCAGCUCUCAGCUGGUCGAGUCGAGCGCGUCCACUUCGAGUCCGUCUCCACAAAGAAGAAUCAGGCCGCCAUUCCGCAAGCGCUACUUGGCGGCGGUGUCAGCAAGAACAAAAAGCGGAAGCGCGUCACCACCGAUGAGCUGGAGUCUCAGUUGGAGGAUAUUACGCUUCCCGCAGUCUGGGACCGGCCGCUUCAAAAGAGCGGGGCGCACGCCGUGGUGGUUUUUGUGGAUCAGCCGAGCAUGGAGGCCAGUCUGAAGGCUGCUCGAAAAGCCGCGCGAAAAGUGCUUGCCGGUAGUGGCGCUAAGAAGAUUGUUUGGGGGGAAGGGCUUGACGAGGAUCGCGUGCCGGCCCUCGGGCUGGAGCGGUACCUCAAUCAUUCGCAGGCUCAGUAUCCUAGCCGCGGGGAGCUUCUACGCACGGUUAAUGAUUUCAUGACGGUGUUUGAGCAGGUGGCCGAGGCGCGCAAGCGGGAGGCGGCGCGCAAGGCCCAGGAGCCGGACGAGGAUGGCUUCGUAACGGUGACAAGUGGACCCAAGUUGGCGGAUGUGGCGCACGAGGAUGAGGCUCGAGAAUUGAUUGAGAAGCAGAAGAAGAAGCAGGAGGGUCUGGAGGACUUCUAUCGCUUCCAAUCCCGGGAGAAGAGAAAGGAAAGGCAGAAUGAGCUGCUGAGGAAAUUUGAUGAGGAUAAAAGGAAGCUGGCGGACUUGAAGAAGAGAAAGGGGAGUUUUGCGGUGAGUCUUCUUGCGUCAUUAUGCUUUUCGGUGAUUCAUUGA
This is a messenger RNA of Aspergillus saccharolyticus JOP 1030-1, 978 nucleotides long. Its product is annotated as putative ribosomal small subunit assembly protein. Gene Ontology annotation, cellular component: CURI complex; UTP-C complex. The transcript has a single exon. Gene Ontology annotation, biological process: ribosomal small subunit assembly; rRNA processing. Lineage: Eukaryota; Fungi; Ascomycota; Eurotiomycetes; Eurotiales; Aspergillaceae. Gene Ontology annotation, molecular function: nucleic acid binding. The coding region runs from base 1 to 978 and encodes 325 amino acids. The record is from RefSeq and is a predicted model, not a curated record.